Messenger RNA from Cuscuta europaea, 1317 nucleotides. NCBI's taxonomy places the organism in Eukaryota, Viridiplantae, Streptophyta, Magnoliopsida, Solanales, Convolvulaceae. The record is from the annotation of a GenBank genome assembly.
GCAUGGACCGUGCGGCAGUGAUUGCAAAAACGCGCCGUGCAUGGUUCAGUCCAAAUGUUCUAAGCAUUUUCCAAAGAAAUUCAAUGUACAUACUAACAUUGACGAGGAUGGUUAUCCUAAGUACAUGAGACGGGACGAUGGCAAAAUGAUUGUCAAAAAUCGUGUCCCACUUGACAACAGACACGUUGUUCCUCAUAAUAGGUAUUUGUUAAUGAAGUAUGGAGCUCAUCUUAAUGUCGAGUGGUGUAACCAAUCAAGGUCUAUCAAGUAUCUUUUCAAAUAUGUGAAUAAAGGUAAUGACCGUGUUACAGCUGCAUUUUAUGAGUCAUCAAAUAAGGAUGGCUCAGAAAAUCCCGUGGAUGAAAUAAAAUUGUACUAUGAUUGUCGAUACAUUUCACCGUGUGAGGCAAUGUGGCGUAUAUUAGGGUUUGAAAUACAAUAUAAGAAUCCAUCUGUUGAGCGUUUGAGCUUUCACUUUUCUGAUGAGCAGUAUGUAUAUUUUGAGGACGAGGAUACAAUGACAGAUGUUGUACAACGUGAAUCUGUUAAACAAAGCAUGUUUCUAGCAUGGAUGAAGGCCAAUGAUCAGUAUGUGGAUGCUAAAACUUUAACUUAUGCUGAAUUUCCUCAAAAGUUUGUUUGGAAGCCAGCAACCAGGGAAUUUUUUCCUCGGAAAAGGGGUUUUGCUUUGGGGCGACUGGCAUAUGUCCCUCCUGGAUCAGGAGAAUCUUUUUAUUUGCGAUGUAUACUGAAUUUUAAGCGUGGUUCUACGUCUUUCGCCGAUUUGCGAACUGUUGACGGGGUUUGUUAUGACUCAUAUCGUGACGCAUGUUAUGCAUUGGGUUUGUUGGACGAUGACAAAGAGUACAUCGAAGGUUUUACGGAAAGUAGUUUUUGGGCUUCUGCAUUGGGAUUGAGAGUUCUCUUUGUCAUUUUGUUAUUAGCGGAUACAAUGAGUAGACCUGAAUACGUUUGGGAGAAAUGUUGGAAUUUGAUGUCUGAUGACAUUCUACAUAGACAACGACGAGCUUUGCUACAUCCAGAAUUAAAGUUGACGGAAGACGAAAUAAAGAAUUAUGCAUUGCUUGAGAUUGAGACAAUGUUGAGGACUCGGGGAAGAAGCCUGAAGGACUACCCAUCAAUGCCAUUUCCUAAGUUCAGUAACGCAAACAUGUUUCAGAACAGAUUUAUUUAUGACGAGUUGCAAUAUGAUCAUGCAGAAAUGCGCAACGAGCAUGAAAAAUGUAUGGAGAGUUUGAAUGAGCAGCAAAGUGAAGUGUACAAGACUAUUAUUAAAUCAAUUGAGGAGAACAAAGG